CCCAAAGCGGAAUUGACCGGUGGUGGUUGGUCGAAGCUCCAGUAGGUAGCCACUCCCUUCUCAGAGAACCGUACGUGAGACUUCCGCCUCAUACGGCUCCGUCCCGAGCUUCCGUCGUCGGCCUUGGCAUUAGACCACUAUCUAUGCAUGUAUUUGAAGCCUGGACUCUCGAAUCUUUUGCUCCUCGGGUGGUGUCGAACAAUAGUGCUUGCGUUGCGGGAGAUGCCCGCCCGUAGGGCCCGGCCUGCUUCCCGCCCGAAAGAACCGCUCACUAGCUAGCCGGACUAGUGGGGCCCUAUCUGGAGACAUACUGAAACCCAUGCCUUUCGAACCCCCGUCUUCCAAAUAAAAAGAAAAAUGGGCUCGUUGGGAAGAGGAGUGCGGCCUGUAGAGCACAUGUAAGGCACAGUCCGGGUUGCUCACGCAGCGGAGAGAGAGAGGUGUGAAAGUAAUAGCCUUAUGUUACGGCCUUUACGCUACUACUACUGUGAUGUGAGCGGUUCAAAUUGGUUUCAUCUUUUUCAAUCAUCCUGGCCGGAACUUGUACGGAGGUGCAUGCAUAAAGGUUUGGAACUAUUUUAUUAUCUGAAUCUUAAGGACAGGACCCCACCCUAUUCUCGAACCCUCUGCCGAGCUCUACCCUGUCCGCAUUUCCUUUUGAAGGGGAAAAAAAAAUGUCUCCACCUGCUGCCAACAGUCUUUCUUCGGAAUUAUACUGAACAGGUCGAUCCUCCCAUCCCGUUUGUUUUAGCAACUUCUCCAAAGGUCUCCUCGCCAAGAGCUCCCCGGCGACGACAGAGGAAGCAACCCGUCUGCUGUGGCGGGGCGGCUUUUUUUCUUUCACAAUAAGACCUGGACGAUUAUCCCUACCUUCGGUAGCUUACGAGUUUACGUCCAUCCCUGGUCGGGUACAGUUUCCUUUCGAUUUCUCCCUUGUAGCCGUUACCCGAAUUCGCGCAAGUGUGUCCACACCCCCCAAAAUUGACGAGAAAGAUUUUCUCGCGAACAAACACAACCCCUACACACACCUAGGAGCACCCCUUCCUGCAUAUCCAUACAAGACCCGAGUAGGCGGGUCGAGGUCCUACGAGGUACCCACUACUCGGAGUACCCUCCCAAAAGGAAAAAGAUGUGUCUGUCAGGUUCGGUUCUUCUUAGUUGGGUUGGGCGGGUUCGACCAGAAAUGCUAUGCUUACACACAAGACUACCCCUCUUCCCGAAAGCUUCGCGGGGACUACUUUAGGACGACGGACGACCGCCCGUAGGGGGUUUACUGCACAAGGCCCCUGCAGAGGAAAAGCUUUAUCCCAGCGAAUAGAAGAUGCUCAG
Messenger RNA from Cuscuta epithymum, 1329 nucleotides. The record is from the annotation of a GenBank genome assembly. NCBI's taxonomy places the organism in Eukaryota, Viridiplantae, Streptophyta, Magnoliopsida, Solanales, Convolvulaceae.